Juglans microcarpa x Juglans regia is the source of this 674-nucleotide messenger RNA. RefSeq lists its product as uncharacterized. Bases 106 to 627 code for a protein of 173 amino acids. The record is from RefSeq and is a predicted model, not a curated record. Gene Ontology annotation, biological process: innate immune response. NCBI's taxonomy places the organism in Eukaryota, Viridiplantae, Streptophyta, Magnoliopsida, Fagales, Juglandaceae. The transcript is spliced from 2 exons.
UCUCUCAAAAGCCCCCCAAUCAACCUCCUCUACUUUCUGAUCUGUUCUCCCUCUCAACGUAAAUUUCAUCUUCCAAAUUAGUCAAAUAUCCCAAAACAAAAAAACAUGUCCCAUUUUGGGGAUGAUGAGCUUUCAAUAGAGAGCUACAGAUCAAUCCCUUGGCUUAUAUGGAUUCAGCUCUUGAUCCUGGUCCUCCUCUUCUUUCUCCUUUACUGCUUCACCCUUUUUGUCCCUGCAGAUCAUCACUCCGACCAAACUACCAGUACUGCUGCUUCUUCUACAUAUACGAGUCAGCUCGUUUCCAACGAAACCCAGAGACAUAGGUCGAUCCCUAAAGGCAAUACCACAACAAAUGUUACAAAUUCAUGCUUAGAGACUAUAACUCAGGUCGGAGGAGGAAUUAUAAAGAGAUCAGAAAUAGGGACAAGCACGAGUAGAAGGAGUAGAAGAAGUAGAAGAUCGGUGAGAGAAGCAGAAGAUCAGGUUACAGAAAGGGAAUCAUCAUCUGCAGUAACCCCUAAAUAUUAUCACCCUUGCGAUUAUUUCAGGCAGGCUACAAUAGCAUUUUUUAAAUGUUUAGGCUUUGACUCCACUCAUGAUCAGAAUUCCGUUAGGAGAGAGAGUUAAAUGAAUGAAAAAUUAUAAGUGAAAAUCUCACAAAUUAAUUAUUUGCA